Messenger RNA from Laetiporus sulphureus 93-53, 2800 nucleotides. RefSeq lists its product as uncharacterized. Gene Ontology annotation, biological process: carbohydrate metabolic process. NCBI's taxonomy places the organism in Eukaryota, Fungi, Basidiomycota, Agaricomycetes, Polyporales, Laetiporaceae. The transcript is spliced from 17 exons. Bases 112 to 2682 code for a protein of 856 amino acids. The record is from RefSeq and is a predicted model, not a curated record.
GGACGUCAUGCCCACGAUGAUAUCUUUGUUCGCAUUCUUGGCCAGGGCUCGCUUGGCGAAUGGUGGUAGCAGCGUUCGUUCUUCAAAAGUAACUGUUCUCUUGCGAACUUGAUGUUCUCUCGUUCACGAACCAAUAUCUCGACACUGUUGGCUGUGAGGACAUUGAACCGCGAUCUUCUUUCUCCCAUUGCUAGGAUCUCUAUCGCAGCUGCUCUCCCUCUUGUGAACAAAGGUGAUCGUCACGAAUUCAACGUCUCAGGGAGUCCCCGUGAACUACACACGAACGGGUCUCGAGCUUGCCUGCAAAGUCACCAACGCCUUUCAGCCUCAUCAUCUGGACUACACACGCGAAUGAUGUCUAGUCAAGGUCCACCGACCGCGACCGAGAAGAACGUCCCCCUACACCAGGGGCAAAAUCAUACGAAUCGUUUGAUCCAUGCGAAGAGCCCAUACCUGCUUCAGCAUGCUGAGAACCCGGUGGACUGGUAUGAAUGGGGUACGGAAGCAUUCGAAAAGGCCAGGAACGAAGCCAAACCGAUUUUUCUCUCUGUUGGAUACUCUGCAUGCCAUUGGUGCCAUGUCCUCGCACAUGAAUCGUUCGAGGACCCUAUUACCGCGAAGCUCAUAAACGAGCAUUAUGUCAAUGUCAAGGUCGACCGUGAAGAGCGCCCGGAUGUCGACCGGUUGUACAUGACGUUCCUUCAAGCCAGCACGGGCGGGGGAGGAUGGCCCAUGAGUGUCUGGCUCACGCCGGAGCUCGAGCCAUUCUUCGCAGGGACGUACUUCCCGCCUGGAAAAUUCCGCCAGGUCCUUAGCAAGCUCGCUGAGGUAUGGGAGGACGACCCGGAUCGGUGCCGCAACGCAGGCAAGCAGGUUAUCAAGCAGUUGAAGGAGUCGAGCGAGUCCUCCCCCAGUGCAGCACACUCGUCAGUCGCAGCGAUCGCCGUGCCUAAGCUCGCAGCCGCUGUCUAUACACGGCUCGCACGGCGCUUCGACGAACAACACGGCGGGUUCGGGGGGGCGCCGAAGUUCCCGCAGGUCGGCGGGACGCUUGGUUUCCUCGUGCGAUAUGCGGCGCUCAACAUGCGAGAGGGAACGUCUGCAUCUGCGGAGAGUCCGGACGAGGUGUUGGCGCACCUUGACGCGGAGGCGGAGGAAGGGCUGGAGGAGGCCCCGCAGAAGGCCCGCAACAUGGCAGCGAAGGCGCUUGUGGAGAUCUGGAAGGGCGGGAUUCAUGACCAUGUGGGAGGGGGUGUGGCGAGGUACUCGGUAGAUGGAAGGUGGCAUGUUCCGCACUGUGAGAAGAUGCUGUACGACCAAGCACAGCUACUUGCCGUCUCUGUCGAGACAGCGCUCCUUUUCCCUCCCUCGGAUACUGACUCCUCGUCAGAACGCCAGACGCUACUCGCGCUGGCACGUUCUAUCCUCAGGUAUCUUUCCGUACUCCAAAGCGAGGAAGGCGGAUUCUGCAGCGCAGAGGACGCAGACUCGUUUCCGACAUUCGAGAGUAAGACUAAGAAAGAAGGAGCGUUCUACACCUGGACUGCGAAGGAUAUCAAGGACGUGUUGGGCCAAGAGGAUUCUAAGGUCUUCGCAUAUGCGUACGGGGUGAAGGAGGAUGGGAACUGUGAGAGCGACAGCGACGCGCAUGGGGAAUUGAAGGACCACAACGUGUUGUAUCUUGCUCAUUCAGCCGAGGAGACAGCUACGGAGCUGGGCAUGCCUGCUGAAGAAGUGGGGGUCGUUAUUGAGAGGAGCCUCAGCAAGUUAAAGGAGUGGAGGGAGAAGAAUCGACCCCGUCCGCACCUGGACGACAAGGCCGUGACAGGGUGGAAUGGACUCAUGAUCUCCGGCCUUGCCAAGGCGGCUGAGGUCUUUCAGGGCGAGGAAGCCGCGAGCGCGCUGAAGAUGGCGGAGGACGCAGCUGCGUUUUUGCGGCAGCAUCUGUACGACGAAACGACUGGAGAGCUGGCAAGGAGUUGGAGGGAGGGUAAGGGCCCGAAGGGGCAGGCGGAUGACUAUGCGUUCCUGGUUCAAGGGCUGCUGGAUCUAUACGAAGCGAGUGGGAAAGAAAAAUGCGUUAUGUGGGCAGUGCGCCUGCAGGAGACCCAGGAUAGGCUAUUCUACGACAAAGAGGGCGGCGGUUACUUCGCAAGCGCGCCUGAUGAGUAUGUCUUAGUGCGCAUGAAGGAUGCACAGGAUGGAGCUGAGCCGAGUGCCGUAUCGGUGACACUCUCUAACCUUCAACGCCUCGCGCAUUUCGCGGAGGACAAACACAAAGAAUACACUGAGAAGGCUCAGAGCAUUCUCACGUCGAAUGGGCAGCUACUCGAAGCCGCGCCAUUCGCGCUCGCGACGAUUGUCAGCGCGGCAAUGGCCAGACAGAAGGGCUAUAAGCAGUUGAUACUCACCGAACAUCCUGCGCCCAACCCCGCCUCGCCAUUCCUACAAGCCAUCCGCGCGAGGUUCAUCCCGAAUCGGGUACUGAUGCAUUUCGACCCCUUGAGCCCGCCUCGGGCGCUGGCGAGUGUGAAUGCGACUGUAAAGGGAUUAGUGGAGGAGAUCGAGCGGAAGGAGGAGGACGACAUGGGUAAAAGCAAACCGAAUGUAAAGGUGUGCGAGAACUUUACGUGUGGUCUGCCGAUCACCGAGGUGGAAAGGUUGCUAGCCGUGUUGGGAUGAGAUAGAGGGGAACAGGAGACUAUCAAGAUGAGGUGCGAAACGGAUGAAACGUGUAUUCUGCAUGAUACUUCCGUGUUCCAGUAUAGAUCCCAGAAGCUUGCGAUUGAAAUAUCGAACG